AUGGGAGAAGAAACAUGUGAAGAUUGCAGAAGCUGGGAAGAGGAACUGUAUUGGACCCAUUUCCAGUGCACCCAUUUUUCUCAGAUUCUCGAUGCUGGUUUUGUUCAUCAGCUUCCGAUCCCUGAAAAAUUUUCUAAUCAUUUGAAGAAGAAAUUGCCCGAAAAUGUGAUUCUUAAAGGUCCUAGUGGCAGCACAUGGCAAGUUGAACUGACUACAGAUGAUGACACCAUGUUCUUUAAACGUGGUUGGGAACAAUUUGUAAAGGACCAUUUUCUGGAGGAAAAGGAUUUAUUAAUCUUUAAGUACAAUGGGGAGUCAUAUUUUGAUGUUCUAAUUUUUGAUGGACAAAGCUUGUGUGAGAAGGCAGCUUCAUAUUUUGUCAGAAAAUGUGGGCACCGAGAACGUGACAGUUUCGUCCAAACAAAGAGGAAAACUGUAGAAGAUUCUGCUGAAGUUACUAUUGGCUGCCCCCAGGAUGGUCUUGGAGGCACCCCAGAGAAAUCUGCUGAUGGUUACAUUUAUAAAACGCCUGUAAGAAACACUGUUAUCUCAAAAGCUAUUAAUAAAAAGACUCGGAGGGAAAUCAAGUUCAGUAAGCCUAUCCAAACUAGGCAGAGUGUGAGAUAUGAAGAACCUUCUUCUAAUGCCGAGGAAAUAGAAACCAAACCUGAUGUUCAGCAUAUACCUAUCAGUGCACCAUAUGAAUCAAGUAGAAGGAUGGUAGCAGAGGAAGACAAACUCCGUGCAUUACGGUUAGCACAAACAGCACAAACCAACGAGGGCUUUGUUGUGGUUAUGAAACCCACACAUGUCUACAGGAAAUUUUACAUGGUAAUCCCUUCAGGAUGGACAACUAGACAUUUCAGAACCCUGGAAAAAAAGAACUGUGAUGGGUUGAAAGACAUGGCAACAACAGCAGCUGCCUUUGCUCCUGCAGCAAUCACUGGUGCAGUCGUGAACUUUGGGAGCAAGAUCCCCAAGAGAACGAACAAGGUGGUUUACAUUGGAGGAAUGAAUUCCUAUGGGGGUCUUAAAGCCCACAACAGUGUGCUUUCUCUGAGCAUGCCUGUGUCCACUGAGCAGUGCUUUGCCAAAGUGAUUAGCUCAUUGAGAGCAGCGUCAAAUGGGAGAGGAAGAGGUGGAGGUGCACUCUUCUCUAAAUGUAGUGACGUGGGUGAGAUAUUCAGGAUUGCUGCAAUUAUGAAUGGCCUUGUUUUGGUUGGGGUUGCUGUUGGAUUUGUACUCCUCCGAAUCGAAGCGUGGGUUGAGGAAAAUGAGUGA
Dovyalis caffra is the source of this 1281-nucleotide messenger RNA. Lineage: Eukaryota; Viridiplantae; Streptophyta; Magnoliopsida; Malpighiales; Salicaceae. The record is from the annotation of a GenBank genome assembly.